Molecule: messenger RNA, 2021 nt
Organism: Momordica charantia (bitter melon)
Lineage: Eukaryota; Viridiplantae; Streptophyta; Magnoliopsida; Cucurbitales; Cucurbitaceae
Product: Pseudouridine synthase family protein
Biological process (GO): tRNA modification; mRNA pseudouridine synthesis
Cellular component (GO): nucleus
Molecular function (GO): RNA binding; pseudouridine synthase activity
Source: RefSeq, a predicted model, not a curated record
AGCUACAAUGGCGAAGUCACCUGCUCUAAUUCACGCCUCGCAUUUCUUCAUUCGCUCCACACUCAUGGCUUCUUCCAAAUCUCUCACUCUUCUCGUUCCAUUCUCAAACAUCAAGCAUCUUCACAGAAUCACCAGUUCAUUCUCUGCCUUAUCGUUCCGCAGAUUUUCGACCACUUCCACCCCAUACCCUCUGCAGUACGAAAUGAUCCUCAACCGGCCGUCCUAUCCUCCACCACCCCCUCAUAAUCGGCGAAGACCCGCCGCAGCUGACUCUCCGGAGCUCAAGCCCUCCGAAGAUCCCAGUUCGGAAUUGGGAUUCGAGAGCUGGGUGGAUCAGAAACUUAUAUCCGAGAGUGAAGCUGUGUCCGGUAAGGAAGGCGUGGUCAUGGACAAGGCUAAGAGGAAAUAUUACAACAAAAGAAGGAAGAGGAUGUACGGGUCUGAUUCUGAUGAAGAUAAGAGGCCACGGGAGGAGGGAUUUGUGGAAUUAAAGCCUGAGGUAGUUGAGUUUAACACAUUGCAUAAGAGAGAGGAGGAAUUGUUCUUCUAUGACACUUUUGCAUAUCCGUGGGAGAAAGAUAAGCAUUAUAAAAUGGUUUAUCAGUUGGAGAAAAAAUAUUUUCCUGAUCAAUGUCUUGACAAGGCUUUUCUGGGACCUGGAGAAUCAAAUGUGGAAGUGAAGCAGCAAAGGAAGGGGAUGAAAAAGGCAGUGGAGGUUAGGUCGGGGACGAAAGUGGAGGCCACGAAUGGCGUGGAUGACAAUGGAUUGAUUUUCUUUGACGAGGCGAGAGAAGAAAAGGAUAACAAAGAUGUGGCCGAGAAGAAGGUGGAGGAGUUCUUUAAGUGUUUGAAGAAAGUUCCCGCCAAAGAUUCUGAAAUUAUUCAGACGGAGCCAUAUCUUUUGACGAGGCAUACCGAGCUCCCCGUCAAAUGGGAUAGUCCUUGUGGGACAGUGGUUUUGCUGAACAAACCUAAAGGAUGGACUUCAUUUACGGUAUGUGGAAAACUUCGGCGCCUAGUCAAAGUGAAAAAGGUAGGUCAUGCAGGUACUCUUGAUCCUAUGGCCACUGGUCUGUUGAUAGUGUGCGUCGGUAAAGCGACUAAGUUGGUAGACAGAUAUCAAGGUAUGAUUAAGAGCUACAGUGGAGUUUUCCGUUUAGGAGAGGCUACUUCAACUUGGGAUGCUGAUUCACCGGUAAUUCAGCGAGAACCCUGGGAGCACAUCAAAGAUGAUGACAUACAAAAAGCUGCUGCCUCUUUUUGUGGGGAAAUUUGGCAAGUUCCUCCCAUGUUUUCCGCCAUUAAAGUCGGAGGUGAGAAGAUGUAUGAGAAAGCAAGAAGGGGAGAAAGUAUUGAGCUUUCACCAAGACGGAUCUCAAUUUUCAAAUUCGAUAUUGAACGUAGUUUAGAUGACCGGCAAAAUUUGAUUUUCCGAGUAACUUGCUCUAAAGGAACAUACAUUCGAUCACUUUGUGCAGAUCUUGGGAAGGUUCUUGGCAGUUGUGCUCAUCUAACUGCUCUCCGAAGGGAUUCAAUAGGGCAAUAUUUAGCAGAUGAUGCCUGGGAAUUCAAGGAGUUGGAAGAUGCAAUUACCAAAGGUUAUUUUUAGCUCAACGAACCCAACAUUCGGCAGCAAUUGUAAGUUGAGGGUCGAUAUGACACUUAUCAUCUGGCUUUUGCACCACCAUCUUCAGAUCAAAUGAAAGGACAAGAUGAGCAGUCUUUUGGUAUGUAUUUAAGGGGAAAGAGUUGUGUUGGGCAUAGAAAAAAUAACGAGGUAAUUUUAUACCGUUGUGUUUUUAAAAGAAUGAAUUUUUUUUUUAUAAUUUACAAAAUAGUAAAUCUUUUUGUCACUUUAGUACGUUCAGAUGAGGAUGCUUAGGUUAUGGUAAUGUUAUACAUUCAUUGUAAAUUUAAUACUUGAUUUUUUAGUAGGAAGUAUGGACGAGUUUUGGAAUUAAUGGAGGUUUGUAGAUGUGAAAGCCUAUUUCAUUGUUGAAAUAAUUAUGAACUACAGUUCA